AUGGCUAAGUUCCAGAAUUUACACGCAUGGGCAGUGCUCAUCGUUAGCAUUCUUUUGGUGCAUGCCAUCGGCGGCAAUGCUAAUUGGGAGGAUGGGAGUGCAACGUUUUAUGGUGACAUGAGUGGAGGGGAAACCAUGAAAGGGGCUUGUGGAUACGAUGAUCUCUUCCAACAAGGCUAUGGCCUCGAGACAGCAGCCCUAAGAACAGCACUGUUUAACAAUGGACAAACUUGUGGUGCUUGCUUUCAGAUCAUGUGUGUCAAUGAUCCACAAUGGUGCAUACCUAAUGCUGGUACCAUCAGAAUCACUGCAACAAACUUUUGUCCUCCAAAUUACGAUCCACAUUUUUAUCCCUGGUGCAAUCCACCAAGAAAACACUUUGACUUGUCCAUGCCGAUGUUCAAGAGAAUAGCUAUAUAUAAAGCUGGGAUCAUUCCUGUAAAGUUCCAUCGAGUCUCGUGCUUUAAGAGAGGAGGGGUAAGGUUUGAGCUUAAGGGAAACCCUUACUGGAUUACUGCAACUUUAUUGAAUGUUGGUGGUGCUGGUGAGGUUACCGGCGUGAAGAUUAAGGGGUCUAAGUCCAAUUGGCUUCAAAUGUCUCGCAACUGGGGGCAAGUUUGGCAGACCACAGUUAACUUAGUCGGACAAAGCUUAUCGUUCCAAGUCACUACUAGUGAUGGGAAGACGGUUGAGCUUGAUAAUGUUGCACCGGGAAAUUGGCAAUUUGAUCAAACCUAUGAAGGGAAAGGCAACUUUUAG
Argentina anserina (silverweed cinquefoil) is the source of this 759-nucleotide messenger RNA. Its product is annotated as expansin-A23-like. The transcript has 2 exons. Gene Ontology annotation, biological process: plant-type cell wall organization. Lineage: Eukaryota; Viridiplantae; Streptophyta; Magnoliopsida; Rosales; Rosaceae. Gene Ontology annotation, cellular component: extracellular region. The record is from RefSeq and is a predicted model, not a curated record. Bases 1 to 759 code for a protein of 252 amino acids.